AUGUAUUGGAAUAAGGCUCGAACUAUAGGUGAACCACCGUCAUCGUGCCGCGCACAUUCUUCUACACUGGUGGACAAAAAGUUGUUCAUCUUUGGAGGUGGGGAUGGGCCCACGUAUUUUAAUGACUUGUAUAUUUUUGAUACGGAUACAUUGACUUGGUCUAAGCCCCAAACAACCGGCGAUAUUCCAUCACCACGCCGUGCUCAUACUUCAGCUUAUUAUAACAAUAACCUAUACAUAUUUGGUGGUGGUGAUGGUGUGCGCGCCCUUAACGAUGUAUACACACUAGAUAUAACGGACUUAAAUAAUCUAUCAUGGCGAAAACUAGAAUUAAAAGGGGCAACCCCAAUUUCCCGUGGAUAUCACACUAGUAAUCUUGUGGGAAGCAAGUUAGUUGUGUAUGGUGGUAGCGACGGCCAUGAGUGUUUUGAAGACGUUUACGUGCUGGAUUUGGAUGAGAAUACGUGGAUCCCAGUCACGGUUCAAAGCUCUUGUCCUCGACUUUCUCACACAGCCACACAAGUUGGCUCUUAUUUAUUUGUGGUUUGUGGACAUGACGGGACGCGGUACACCGCGGAGGUUCGGUUAUUGAACCUUGUAACUAUGGAAUGGGAAAGUAGAAGGGUGUAUGGGACACCCCCAUCAGGUCGGGGAUAUCAUACAACUGUGUUGCAUGAUUCUCGUCUAUUUGUCUUUGGUGGUUAUGAUGGUCAUUCGGUCUUUGACGAUAUAUUCGUCUUAGAUUUAUCUGCGUGUGCAUAUUUGCCACAGAUAACCAACUUCCAGCUCCCAAGUUGA
Molecule: messenger RNA, 798 nt
Organism: Funneliformis geosporum
Lineage: Eukaryota; Fungi; Glomeromycota; Glomeromycetes; Glomerales; Glomeraceae
Source: the annotation of a GenBank genome assembly